AUGACCCGGAAAGAUUAUUUUAUGAACGACAUUUUGCUUAUAGUCGUAUUAAUCGUUUCCACCGAUGGACUAGUAAUAGGCAAAUCCGCCAAGAGCAAAUGCGACGGUGAACUCGGCUGCCUAAACACGGGCGGCUUCUACGGCACCGUACGACGCCUCGCCAAAGUGCUUCCGUGGGACCGCCAACAGAUCAAGACCAAGUUCUUGUUUUAUACGCGGGAGAACAGGGACAAACCUGAUCAGAUCCUCUGGAAUUCCUCGGCCGAAGACAUUCGAAGCGUGCACUUCGACCCCAAAGCGGAAACGAAGCUCUAUGCGCAUGGGUACAUGCAAAUAGACAGGCCUCCAGAUUUGGCCAUUUCCGCAGUAAAAGAGGCAAUCCUCGAAGCGGGGCCCUACAACUUUAUAGUCGUUGACUGGUCUAAAGGGAGCAUCCUGGGCUAUCUUCAAGCAACGGCAAACACUCGGGUGGUAGGAGAUGAAAUUGCGCAACUUAUUACCACACUGCAAGAUGUAUUUGAGAUAAAACCAGAGAGCGUCCACAUCAUUGGACACAGUCUUGGAUCCCACAUUGCUGGCUAUGCUGGAGAGCGUCUAAACACAUUGGGCAGGAUUACGGCAUUGGAUCCCGCAGAUCCGUUUUUUGAAGGACUCUCUGCAAACAUCCGCAUCGACGAUACGGACGCACUUUUUGUGGAAGGUAUUCAUUCUGACGGCAGAAAGUGGUUGCCAACCAUCAAUACAGGUUUGGGCAUGAUGGAUCCGAUUGGACACAUCGACUUUUACCCAAACGGUGGCCUGUUCCAGCCUGGCUGCCGCACCAUGACUUUCAAGGGUGCCAGGAUAAAACACGGCGCCUUUCAAGCCGCGCGGGACGUCUUUGUCUGCUCGCAUGACAGGGCCAUGUUCCUCUAUGCUGACGCCGUGGCGGCUGAAAAACGAGACGGUCCCCAACGAUGCCUGCACGUGGGCUACGCUUGCGACAGCUACGAUGAAUUUCUGGAAGGUCGCUGCGCUGACUGCGGGCCAGACGGGUCCCACUGCGCUGUGUUCGGCCUUGGCUCACCUAGAACCAAUGGAGGCAAACCCUUAAGACUGUACUUCAAGACUAACGAGAAAGAGCCAUAUUGUUUGCCCCACUACCACGUCGUGGUUGUCCUGGGUGACAUGUCAUCGACUGUCGACGGAAAGCUACAGCUCACUCUUUACGGAGAGGAUGAAGUGGCAGACUUGGACCUUUCUAAACGUGAAGAACAGUUCAACUCUCAAGAUGAGCUGACAUACAUGGCAACCACAGGAUCACACAUUGGCCCCAUAGUGGCAGGAGCCCUUCUGUUGAAAACCAAACAGGACACGGAUGAGCUCUCAGUAUCGUCCGUUCGAGUGUUCUACAUGAACGUUCUUUCCACGUCAGAAACCAAGGAAGCGUUGACGGUGAAGCUAUGCCCAGACGAGGGACAACUGUUGGCGAAUCAAGAGAUGAACUUGGAACUGUGCAGUGACAAUACUCCAACCGCGUCGACCGGUAGCGGUACCGGUACCGUAGGGGAUGCCGGUGACGCCGUAACAAUACCGGAGACGACCACCGCGCCAGAUGCGGACGCGACAACCUUACGGGUAGCAGAAGUGUCGCAGACGAGCACAGUGUUGUCAGACGUUACCACCUCCACAUCAGACGAAACCCCCUCCGUUAACGCCGUAACAAUACCGAAGACGACCACCGCGCCAGAUGCGGACCCUACAACCUUACGGGUAGCAGAAGUGUCGCAGACCAGUACAGUGUUGUCAGACGUUACCACCUCAGCAUCAGACGAGACCCCUUCCGUUGGCGCCGUAACAAUACCGGAGGUGACCACCGCGCCAGAUGCGGACCCUACAACCUUACGGGUAGCAGAAGUGUCGCAGACCAGCACAGUGUUGUCAGACGUUACCACCUCAACAUCAGACGAAACCCCUUCCAGCUCGAGCCCUGUACGCGAGUAA
This is a messenger RNA of Ornithodoros turicata, 1983 nucleotides long. Its product is annotated as pancreatic triacylglycerol lipase-like. The transcript has 10 exons. NCBI's taxonomy places the organism in Eukaryota, Metazoa, Arthropoda, Arachnida, Ixodida, Argasidae. The coding region runs from base 1 to 1983 and encodes 660 amino acids. The record is from RefSeq and is a predicted model, not a curated record. Gene Ontology annotation, molecular function: triacylglycerol lipase activity. Gene Ontology annotation, biological process: lipid catabolic process.